GUUAUUUCAUUGGUGGUGAAGUGUCACAGUGUUAAAGUGUUAAAUUCUUACUUGUGCAAAUAGUAAAUAUCAAAAAAUGACUGGUCGCGGCAAAGGUGGUAAAGGUUUGGGAAAAGGUGGCGCCAAACGUCAUCGCAAAGUUUUACGUGAUAACAUCCAAGGUAUCACUAAACCAGCUAUUCGACGUUUAGCUCGUCGUGGUGGUGUAAAACGUAUAUCUGGUUUGAUAUAUGAAGAAACCCGUGGUGUUUUAAAAGUAUUUUUGGAGAAUGUUAUCCGUGAUGCAGUUACCUAUACUGAACAUGCCAAAAGGAAAACAGUUACAGCUAUGGAUGUUGUGUACGCUUUAAAGAGACAAGGCCGUACUUUAUACGGUUUCGGCGGUUAAAUAAUU
Anastrepha obliqua is the source of this 394-nucleotide messenger RNA. RefSeq names its product histone H4. Gene Ontology annotation, molecular function: structural constituent of chromatin; protein heterodimerization activity; DNA binding. Gene Ontology annotation, cellular component: nucleosome. Gene Ontology annotation, biological process: nucleosome assembly. NCBI's taxonomy places the organism in Eukaryota, Metazoa, Arthropoda, Insecta, Diptera, Tephritidae. The transcript has a single exon. The record is from RefSeq and is a predicted model, not a curated record. Bases 77 to 388 code for a protein of 103 amino acids.